AUGUCACAGCUCCUGGCCGGGCUGCGGUCAAUGCGCUCCGCGUCGGCCGCGUCCCAGCCCCUGCGCAUGCUCUACGACUUCAGCCGUUUCAAUGGCCACCCGCAGGAGGAUUAUCGCCGGCAUCCGGCCGGCCGGGUGAAGGAUGACUUUUGGGCACCCCCGGCCGAGGAGCUGGACAGCCUGCUGUCCAAGGAUGUGGGGCCUGUUUUGAGUGAUCCCACGGCCCGGCCGUCUGGCCUGCUGUCCAUCGUGUCGGCCGAGCGGCCGACCAUCACCUGCCCCCACUACCAGGAGUCGGUUCGCCUGUCGAGCGAGAUCCCGAUGGCCAAGAAGCAGCAGGCCAUCCCGGCGUCGGCUUUCUCCCUGACCUGCCCGGCGAUCCUCGACUGGCAGGUGGGCGCCGACAGCGACUAUGGCGGCUAUUCGUAUGCCCUGAUGGAGCAGCACCAGCACUUCGCCCGCUUUCGAGGCUACGUCUCCUAUCUGACCCCACGGGGGAAAGACCAGUCCGGCUAUGCCUAUGCCCGGUCGCUUGUUCGCAACAGUGGCCCGUUGCGUAAUCGGGAUACCUCGUUGGCCGGCUUCGACGCUGUGGACGUCUGCGUCCGCGGUGACGGGCGCAUGUACAACCUUUCGCUGUCAGCCUCAUCCGAGGGUGCCAUCGGGGAGCUCUUCCAGAAUGUCAUCUACACCAGCGAUCCCCAUUCGGAGCUAGAGCGCCACCCGGCAUCCAGUGACAGUGAUAGUGAUGACGAUCCGCUUGGACCCUUCCGUGUGGUGUCGCCGCCGAUCGCGCGCGCGAGUGUCUCUUCCUUCGGUUUGUCCCCUGCCGAUCGCGUGGACGGGCCAUUCCGCCUCGACAUCAAGUGGAUUCGGGCCCGGCGGUGGACACCGGCCGAGCGGGACGCCUACACCAAGCGCCUGGAGAUGGAUAUGCGCGCCGGGAUGCAUGGGUACCGGUUCCCCUCCCGCGGGUCCGGUCCCUCGCCCCGGGGGAACUGGGGCGGAUGGUCCUUUGUGCCGGGCCAGCCUGAUCCGAUUUUCGCUCGGGCCGACCAGUCGCCAACUCCGGCACCGGCUGUCCGGGCGCAGGAGAGCGCCGCCGAUCGAGCCGCCGCCGCCACGCAUGCGGCGUCCGUCGCCGCCGGCCUGGCCUCUGACUCCGAGGAUGAGCCCAUGCGGCGAUCCGCCCAGCCGGAGGACGCCGGCGCCGGCGCCGCCAGCACCAUCAAUCCAGCGUCAUCCGUCGAGCCGGACCCCUCCCAGUCCAACAACACCCGGUCCUUCUCGCGCCUGGUGCAAGAGGCACAAGCGCGGAAUAUGGACCUCGACGAGAUGGGCGCCGUGGGGUUCAAUGAACGCAGCAGCGAGGAAUUCCUCCAGCGCCAGCAUGCUCGCUGGUUGGAGUUCCUCGAGCACCAGGAGCUGUAUGUGCCGUCGCCGCAUGAUUUGCGCGAGUACGACGCCGGUCGAGGGGACAUCCUGGACCCGGACAACCAGUAUGAGCUCGGCCCGGAGGUUGAGGGCCGCCAAGCCCGGCGCACGGACCACCUGGCGUCCGAGGAGCAGUGGGACGGGACCGUCGGGUCGGCGCACGUCGAUUCAUAUGCCCAAACGAUGGAGGGAUUCUCGCCGGCGGCCUUCGCCGAGCGGUACGCCACAGCAACCGGCCCCGAUCCCAAGGGCGCCGCAGGCUCCCAGGCCGGGCAAGCCCAUGGCUCCGGCACACAUGACCCCGCCAGCGGGCCCAGCAGCGGCGGCAGCGGCAGCAGCGACGGCCCCCGCGCCGCCACUGCCCAUGGCCAGGGCAGCCCCUUGGAGGCAUUCAAUCGACCGGAUUUCGUGCACUUCGAUGAUGACUACACCUCUCGGGGGUUCUCCUCGGAUGCCCCGGGGUUCGACCAGGCCAGCGUUCGGCCGGAGGACAUCCUCUCCUCGCAGCACCCGCACUUUGACACGCUCCCCCUGCGCCGGCAGUAUGAGAUCCUCCUGCGGGAGAGCCGUCGGGCCGAGGUGAAUUACGACUAUUCGCACCGGCACUGGCGGGACUCGCUGAGCUCCUUCGACUGGAUCACGCACCAGGCGCCGGGCGGCGCCAAUGACCCGGCCGCCAAGGCUGAUGGCGCCGGCGAGGCGGUCGAGCGGUCGUAUCGGCCGCGGCCCAAGGCCCGCUUCGCCUCCGGGCCCGUGAACAUGGACGACCUGGACCUGACGGAGCGUGUCCGGCAUCUGAAGCGCAAGUCCAUCCUGCACCAGGUGGACCAGCAGAGCAUGGACAUUCGCAAUGACGUGGCGGACAUUCGCAAGGCCGAAAUGACCGCCCGACUGGCGAACUCGCGCAAGCGCAGCCCGCUGCCCUUCCUGGUGAACGAUUGGUACCGGAAGAUCUUUGGCAAGUUCCUGAUCCCGGACUCGGAGCUCCUGUAUGAGCAGGACGCCGCCGAGGAGGCGGCACGCAAGCAGAAGAAGCAGGCUGAGAAGCCGACCAGCAAGCCGUGGCCGUGA
Fonticula alba is the source of this 2505-nucleotide messenger RNA. RefSeq lists its product as hypothetical. Lineage: Eukaryota; Rotosphaerida; Fonticulaceae. Gene Ontology annotation, biological process: mitochondrial electron transport, NADH to ubiquinone; mitochondrial respiratory chain complex I assembly. Gene Ontology annotation, cellular component: mitochondrion. The coding region runs from base 1 to 2505 and encodes 834 amino acids. The transcript is spliced from 4 exons. The record is from RefSeq and is a predicted model, not a curated record.